This is a messenger RNA of Aspergillus novofumigatus IBT 16806, 1587 nucleotides long. RefSeq lists its product as uncharacterized. The transcript is spliced from 4 exons. The record is from RefSeq and is a predicted model, not a curated record. Bases 1 to 1587 code for a protein of 528 amino acids. NCBI's taxonomy places the organism in Eukaryota, Fungi, Ascomycota, Eurotiomycetes, Eurotiales, Aspergillaceae.
AUGUCUAAAAGCCCGUUGCGUCCUGGACCCUCGAAAGAAGAGCGCGGCUUCAUGUUUGUUGAUUUUCAGGCUGACGUGUCUCAAGCUAUUGGAGUCGGGAGGCAGAAAAAGGCCUUCCUUUCCAAACUUGCUCAUCAGAGAAGGAAGCAAGAGUCCAUAAAUAGGCUGAAAUACUCUCGACCCUUUCGGAACAACAUCUCGCAGGAGGGGAAUCCACCCCAGCAGACAGCCCCUUCGGAGGCUAACUCAAUGCAGGCCCCAGCGAAGCAUGAAAUAUGGUCAUUAACAAGAUACGUUGGCCAAGGUUAUGUGGAUCCAUUUGACACUUAUUCAGUGCCCAUGACGGAUGCCAUGAACAUGUAUUUCUAUCAUUACCGAGUUCGGGUCGUCUCCUUUGCGUAUCCUCUCGAUGCUGCUCGGAUGAGUAUUUUCUGGUCGCGGAACGCAGUCGUUUCGCCCGCUUUGCUGCAGACUUUCCUCUUCCUGGCUGCCACGCAUAAAGCGGCUCUGGAGUCCAAUCAAGGGGUCUCGUCCCAGGUUAUUCAAAAGACUUUCAGAGAUUCCAUCCGUUUCCGGGUUAAUGCCAUCAGAAUCUUAAACGACCUUCUCCAGGAUCCCACAACAGCGGCAGCAGAAUCUACCAUAAUGCUUGUGGGCGCAAUUAUGGCAUUCGAGGCACUCAAUGCAGAGUUCAAGUCACUGCAGGCUCAUAUGAAAGGCCUAAAAACACUUAUAAGAUUGAAAGGCGGGUUGCAUGCAUUGGAUCAUAUGACGCUGUCAAAAAUAUACCAGUACAAUGCCCUUCUCAUUUCUGUCAGCGACGUGGCGAGUGCGGCUCUGCAGAAUUCAAGGCCAAGCUUCCCGAUGGUGCCUAGAUUUCGUAGCGGGAUCCUGCAGGAAGCAAGAAUGUUCCACAGAGGGGUUAGCGACUUUAGAUCUGGGAUCCCUGCUGCUCUAACCUCUCUCGGCACUCGCUUUGCCAGGACUUCCUGGUAUUCCGAGCUAGAUUCAUCCAUGAAAUACACUAUCGACGUAUGCCAACGGCUCCUUUUGCACCUUGAGAUGGCAACUAUAAUGCCCAAUGUUGUCAUGCCCACAGACAAUGACCUCUACCUCCUUUUCCAACAUCAUCUCCUUUCCCUCCACUACCCCAUUCGAAAAAAUGAUUUGAAUGAGCCAAUUCGUCGAACGCUCUUCAUAUACUUAUUCCUGUGGGUCUCGUACUUCCAGAGCUUCCCAAUUAUGCAGCACCUGGUUGAUGCGCUCAGAGAAAGCCUAGUCCUUAGGCUUCCAUAUCUGGAGGUUACCGCUCCCGACUUACUAUUCUGGAUUCUCUUCAUUGGAGGCAUGGCGUCGCAGGGAUACAGCUCCCAUCCGUGGUUUGUGGUUCAUAUUAGGGCCAUGGCGGUUCGUCUUGAGCUGGAGCAAUGGGACAAGGCCCGACCUGUACUCAUGGAGUUUUUCUACACUGGUCAACCUGGACAGAAGGAGGCGGAGGACUUGUGGAAUGAGCUGCUGGCCCCUUCAUACCCUUAUAUAGCUCCCAAAACUGCGUUGGCGGCUCUCGAAAUCCAUCGGACGAAUUGA